AUGUCAGACAAGAAGGGCGAAGUCGUCCAGCAGGACAAGUCCUUCAUGGGCAUGCCGGGUUUUGUCGUCGAUUUCUUGAUGGGUGGUGUCUCCGCUGCCGUCUCGAAAACCGCCGCCGCUCCCAUUGAGCGUGUCAAGCUUCUCAUUCAGAACCAGGAUGAGAUGUUGAAGUCUGGUCGUCUUGACCGCAAAUACGAUGGUAUCGCCGACUGCUUCCGUCGUACAACUGCUGGUGAGGGUGUUAUCUCUCUCUGGAGAGGUAACACUGCCAACGUCAUCCGUUACUUCCCUACUCAGGCCCUAAACUUCGCUUUCCGUGACACCUACAAGUCAAUGUUCGCGUACAAGAAGGAGCGUGAUGGUUACGCCAAGUGGAUGAUGGGCAACUUGGCCUCCGGUGGUGCUGCCGGUGCCACCUCUCUUCUCUUCGUUUACUCUCUCGACUAUGCCCGUACUCGUCUUGCCAAUGACGCUAAGAACGCUAAGAAGGGUGGUGACCGUCAAUUCAACGGUCUCGUAGACGUUUACAAGAAGACUCUGGCCUCCGAUGGUAUCGCUGGUCUCUACCGUGGUUUCAUGCCCUCCGUUCUCGGUAUAGUCGUUUACCGUGGUUUGUACUUCGGAAUGUACGACUCUAUCAAGCCUGUUGUCCUUGUCGGUUCCCUUGAGGGUAACUUCUUCGCUUCCUUCGCUCUCGGUUGGGCUGUCACUACUGGUGCUGGUAUCGCUUCCUACCCUCUCGACACUAUCCGUCGUCGUAUGAUGAUGACGUCUGGUGAGGCCGUUAAGUACACUUCGUCUAUGGAUGCCGCCCGCAAGAUUGUCGCCGCUGAGGGUGUCAAGUCUCUGUUCAAGGGCGCUGGUGCCAACAUCCUCCGUGGUGUUGCCGGUGCUGGUGUGCUCUCCAUCUACGACCAAGUCCAGCUCCUCAUGUUCGGCAAGAAGUUCAAAUAA
Molecule: messenger RNA, 954 nt
Organism: Pseudovirgaria hyperparasitica
Lineage: Eukaryota; Fungi; Ascomycota; Dothideomycetes; Acrospermales; Acrospermaceae
Product: ADP,ATP carrier protein
Exons: 6
Coding region: 1-954 (317 amino acids)
Biological process (GO): mitochondrial ATP transmembrane transport; mitochondrial ADP transmembrane transport
Cellular component (GO): mitochondrial inner membrane
Molecular function (GO): ATP:ADP antiporter activity
Source: RefSeq, a predicted model, not a curated record